ACCACUUUCUUUCUCUAUAAAACCAUCUCCUCUUUCUCUCUCUACAACUAGAAUAGCUCCGGCCUUCGUCGUCGGCUCCAUUCGGGAAUCGAGGAAUUUCUCGCGUCAAUCUCAAUUCAAUCACAAGAAGAAACCCGAGAAUUCCUCGCAAUCGCCCCCGGUAAACCCUAAAAUUUGAUUAUCUGCACUCCACUUCCAGUUUAAAUCCCCCCAAUUAACCUAGAUCUGUCCCCAAUCCCCCCUCCGGAUCGUAAUUAUCAUAAUCUGGCCGAGAAAAUCCCGAUUGAGUUACAUUUCUAGGUAAAUAUCGAUUAAUUGGUGUAGAAUCCCAAUCGCGGAUGGGCAGGUUUGACAAGGAAACAGCGGUGCCCUCGUCGUCGCCGGCGGAUACGACGUCGACGUCGAUGACGGAAACGGUUAAUGGCUCGCACGAUUUUAAGAUCACGGGGUAUUCACUGUCGAAGGGGAUUGGGAUUGGGAAGUACAUAGCGUCGGAUACGUUUAUGGUUGGUGGGUAUUCGUGGGCGGUUUAUUUUUAUCCGGAUGGGAAGAGCGCGGAGGAUAAUGCUACUUACGUUUCGCUUUUCAUCGCGUUAGCUAGUGAGGGAACCGAUGUGAGGGCACUCUUUGAGCUGACUCUGUUGGAUCAAAGUGGAAGGGAGAGGCACAAGGUUCAUAGCCAUUUCGGUAGGGCGUUGGAGACGGGACCGUAUACUCUAAAAUACCGAGGCAGCAUGUGGGGUUACAAACGGUUUUACAAGAGGACUGCUCUGGAAGCAUCUGAUUACCUGAAGGAUGAUUGCCUUCACGUGCAUUGCUGUGUUGGUGUUGUUAAGUCUCACACGGAGGGACCUAAGAUCUACUCGAUUCCUGUUUCCCCAUCAAAUAUUGGCCUGCAUUUUGGGCAGCUGCUAGAAAUUGGAAAAGGGACUGAUGUAAAUUUUGAAGUUGAUGGAGAAACUUUUUCUGCUCAUAAGUUGGUCCUUGCUGCGCGAUCACCUGUCUUCAGAGCUCAAUUAUAUGGUCCAAUGAAGGAUCAAAAUACGGACUGUAUAAAGAUUGAAGAUGUGGAGGCACCUGUAUUUAAGGCCCUGCUCCAUUGGAUGUACUGGGAUGCACUUCCUGAUUUUGAAGAGCUUACUGGACUGAACUCAAAAGGGGCCUCGAGCUUGAUGUCUCAGCAUAUGCUUGCUGCUGCUGAUCGGUAUGGUUUAGACAGGUUGAGGUUGCUCUGUGAGGCCAAACUUUGUGAGGAUGUUGCCAUCAAUACUGUUGCAACUACAUUAGCACUUGCAGAACAACAUCAUUGUUUCCAGCUUAAAUCUGUCUGUCUCAAGUUUGUUGCUCUUCCUGAAAAUCUUAGAGCUGUCAUGCAGACGGAUGGUUUUGACUACCUUAAAGAAAGCUGCCCACACGUGCUCACCGAAUUAUUGGAGCAUGUUGCCAGGAUCAACGAACACUCCAUUAGUGUUGGCAAGGUAGGGAUCGACGGUAUUCUAGAUGGAGGUGAUGUCAAUGGCAGACGCAUCAAGCAAAGAAUGUAAGAAGGUCGCGAUUGCCUAAUGAUUCCCAAUAGGUGAGUAAGAAAAUACAUUAGAUCCUUAUUUAGGGUUUACUAGAAAUAUGUUGUCGGCCUGCUGGUCGUGUUCGAUACAGGUGUAAAUGAACUACUCAACGGCCUCUGCCAUUGAAAUUUGUAAGAUGUGUAUGGUUCCCCUUGCUAAAUUUGUAAGAUCUGUGAUUCAUAUUUUCUCCCCACCUUUUUGCUGCCUGCUGUUUCUCA
This is a messenger RNA of Salvia splendens (bonfire salvia), 1783 nucleotides long. Its product is annotated as BTB/POZ and MATH domain-containing protein 2-like. The record is from RefSeq and is a predicted model, not a curated record. Bases 339 to 1544 code for a protein of 401 amino acids. Gene Ontology annotation, molecular function: protein binding. The transcript has 4 exons. Gene Ontology annotation, biological process: protein ubiquitination. Lineage: Eukaryota; Viridiplantae; Streptophyta; Magnoliopsida; Lamiales; Lamiaceae.